This is a messenger RNA of Propithecus coquereli (Coquerel's sifaka), 1809 nucleotides long. RefSeq lists its product as uncharacterized. The transcript has 4 exons. Bases 1 to 1809 code for a protein of 602 amino acids. Lineage: Eukaryota; Metazoa; Chordata; Mammalia; Primates; Indriidae. Gene Ontology annotation, biological process: virion assembly. The record is from RefSeq and is a predicted model, not a curated record.
AUGGGGCAGGGAAAGAGUACUCCCCUCUCCCUCACCCUAGCACAUUGGAAAGAUGUCCGGAGCCGGGGUCACGACCUCUCCGUCACUGUCCGGAAGGGCCCCUGGCAGAUACUCUGUUCCUCAGAAUGGCCCACCCUUGGUGUUGGGUGGCCCACGGAUGGAACCUUUAACCUUUCUAUAAUCUUUGCAGUGAAGAAGAGAAUCUUUGCACCGUGUCCCCGAGGACAUCCGGACCAGCAGCCCUACAUCAUUGUCUGGCAGGACCUCGUCCAGAACCCCCCCCUUGGGAAUCACCCCCCUUUCUCUGAAGACCCCCAGCGUCUGACUGGGUUGGUCGAGUCCCUGAUGUUCUCUCACCAGCCCACUUGGGAUGACUGCCAGCAGUUGCUCCAGACUCUUUUUACUACUGAAGAGAGGGAGCGGAUCCUCCUGGAGGCGCGGAAAAACGUCCCCGGGCCCGAUGGGCACCCGACUCAGCUCCCGCCUCUGAUGGAUGCCGCUUUCCCUUUGACCCGACCAAAUUGGGACUUCAACACGGCAGAAGGUAGGGAGCGACUGACAGUCUACCGCCAGACUCUAGUGGCAGGCCUCAGAGGGGCGACACGGCGCCCCACCAAUUUGGCUAAGGUAAGAGAAAUUCUUCAAGGGCCAACUGAACCUCCUUCCGUCUUCCUUGAGUGGCUGAUGGAGGCGUUCAGGCGGUACACCCCUUUCGAUCCCACUUCAGAGGGACAAAGGGCCUCAGUGGCUAUGGCCUUCAUAGGCCAAUCGGCCUUGGACAUUAAAAAAAAACUCCAGAGGUUAGAGGGAUUACAGGAUUUCACUCUUCAGGAUUUAGUUAAAGAAGCAGAAAAAGUAUAUCACAAAAGGGAGACAGAGGAGGAAAAAGAGCAAAGGAAAGAAAGGGAAAGGGAGGCAAGAGAAGAUAAAAGAGAAAAAAGACAGGAGAAGAGGCUAACACGUAUCCUGGCCGCAGCUGUAGGUGAAAAUAGACCGCAGCAAAAAGGGAAGGGUAGAAAGACAGACAACCCGGGCAACAGGCCACCGUUAAGGCCAACCCAAUGUGCCUUUUAUAAGGAAGACGGGCAUUGGAAAAAGGACUGUGGACCUAGGGACAAGAAAGAUGAACACCGGCUGAUCAAAGCCAGUGCUAAAGGAAAAAGGAAAAUAGAUGAUGAGUGGCUACGACUGUACCCUGAAACAUGGGCUGAGACUGCGGGAAUGGGUCUGGCCAUUGGACAGCCCCCUGAGCGGUGGAUGUCAAACGCCCGAGUGACCCAUUACCAGAGCCUUUUGCUAAACGGUGAUCAAGUCUUCUUUGGGACACCGGUGACACUGAAUCCGGCAACCCUGCUGCCGGAGGUGGACCCAGAGGGCAAGGAGAUCCUUCACUCCUGCCAUGACAUCCUAGCGGAAGAAACAGGACCAAGGAGAGACCUCCGGGACGUGCCACUGCCUGACCCACACUACACCUGGCUGGCAAUUCCGAUUGCAGCCGACGAGAUUACCCCACCCUCGGCCUCCUGGAGUAGUUUGUGCAAGAUUAAGCCUCUGGAAUUUCCUCUUAUCCGUCUGCCCCGAAACUCCUCUUAUCGGUUUGCCCCUGACCACCUGUGUGUGGUUUUUACCUUUAUAAACCUCAAACUUGUAAGCCUCAGCGCGGCAGCUACCCAACCUGGUGACGCUGUGCGCCCCUGCGCUGCGCUUGUAAUAAAACCUCUUGCUUUUUGCAUCAAGUCUCGGUCUCCGCUCGCUUUUCAGGGUGGUCGUCUCUCCCCUGGGCCCACCGCGGAAUUAUCUGCUGUCUAA